AUGCAGCAACAUACAACCGAGCCGGCAAGCCUAUUACUUUCCAAAAAACAGAACCAUCCUUCUGUGCGACCUCGCUCUCAACCCUCUAAGGAGAGGAGCUCAAACAGCCCGACUUUAUUCUCUGUCAAUGUGCGAAACACGUUUGCGCUCAUAGUGAUCCCUUUGGGGGCACUAUCAAGCGUCCCUUGGGUUCCUCUAGAUUCGAGGACUCUUUUGUUCGGGGUGCUGUAUGCGUACCUACGUUCUUUUGCCAUAGUCACGGGCUACCAUCGUCUCUGGGCACACAGAACCUACACUGCUAACACAGCUUUGAGACUUGUGUUUGCGUUGCUUGGUGCAGGUGCAGGGCAAGACCACAUCAAAAAGUGGGCUCGGGACCACCGCGCUCAUCAUCGCUAUGUCGAUACCGAUCAAGACCCUUACAGUAUAAAGAAGGGAUUUUUCUAUGCGCACAUGGGCUGGAUUAUAUUUGAGAACAAUAAAACCUCGACCACCGGCCGCGUGGAUAUCAGCGAUCUCAAGUCCGAUCGAAUCGUGGAAUGGCAAAGGCGAUAUUUCGUGCUCUUAUUCGCCAUUAUGGGAUACCUUGUCCCUACUGUCGUAUGUGGACUGUCGCAUGGCGAUUUUCUUGGCGGAUUCGUUUGGGCAGGCUGUUUAGGCACAGCAGUACAGCAACAACUUACAUUUUGUGUAAAUUCUGUUGCUCAUUGGGUCGGGGAUCGACCUUUUACAGCGACCAAAUCCGCAAGACAAAGUCCGUGGGCCAUCACUCUCCUCCUUAUGGGAGAGGGUUACCAUAAUUUUCACCAUGAAUUUCCUACCGACUAUCGAACUGGGAUUCGGUGGUACGACGUCGAUCCAGGCAAAUGGAUGAUCGCUUUCCUGUCCUUUCUCGGACUUGCCACUAAUCUGAAGCGCUUCCCACAGAACGAGAUCAAUAAAUCGAUGGUACAGCGAAAGCGGGAGAAGCUAGAGAAUGAAAGUCAGGCUGUGGAUUGGGGCGUUCCACUUGAAGAGCUACCGGUUUGGAAGUGGGAAGAGUACGAGCAACAGACAAGAACAGGACGCAAUCUGAUUGUUAUUAGAAGGGCUGUGCAUGACGUUUCGACUUUUGUGGCUGAGCACCCAGGAGGCCCAGCAAUGAUCGCUGCGGCAAUAGGGAAGGACGGAACGGAGAUGUUUGAGGGAGGGGUAUAUGGUCACUCAAAUGCGGCAUUCAACCUGCUGGAUAAGAUGAGAAUAGCCGUAAUCGAAGAUGGGAUGUCAAGGUAA
Messenger RNA from Penicillium waksmanii, 1272 nucleotides. Its product is annotated as acyl-CoA desaturase. The transcript has 2 exons. The coding region runs from base 1 to 1272 and encodes 423 amino acids. NCBI's taxonomy places the organism in Eukaryota, Fungi, Ascomycota, Eurotiomycetes, Eurotiales, Aspergillaceae. Gene Ontology annotation, biological process: unsaturated fatty acid biosynthetic process. The record is from RefSeq and is a predicted model, not a curated record. Gene Ontology annotation, molecular function: iron ion binding; stearoyl-CoA 9-desaturase activity; heme binding. Gene Ontology annotation, cellular component: endoplasmic reticulum membrane.